Molecule: messenger RNA, 1750 nt
Organism: Papaver somniferum (opium poppy)
Lineage: Eukaryota; Viridiplantae; Streptophyta; Magnoliopsida; Ranunculales; Papaveraceae
Product: beta-1,4-mannosyl-glycoprotein 4-beta-N-acetylglucosaminyltransferase-like
Exons: 2
Coding region: 406-1497 (363 amino acids)
Biological process (GO): protein N-linked glycosylation; N-acetylglucosamine metabolic process
Cellular component (GO): membrane
Molecular function (GO): beta-1,4-mannosylglycoprotein 4-beta-N-acetylglucosaminyltransferase activity
Source: RefSeq, a predicted model, not a curated record
AAAAUUCUGUUUUUCUUCUUUCCAAAACAAAGUCAAGCUUUUUUAUUCAUGGAACCCUCAACUAAAAAGUAGAAGAAUACCAAACCCAACCCAGACCUAGACUUGAAAGAAAGAAAGAAAGAAAGAAUAACAUCAUUACCUCCUUUUUCCUUCAUUUCUUCUAAGAUUUCAGAUAAACAAAAUCCUCUGUUUUUCUCUCUAUUUCGUGGCUGAGUCAAGAAAGCCUUCUUUAUUUCAUCAUCGUCAUCAUUUGAGGAAAUUAGGAGAUGAAUCUGAAGCUAUUAUUCAAUCCAACAAGACCCAUGUUUCAGGUUUUAAGAUGAUCGAGGCUAACAUGGCCCAUGGAACAAAAGAUGCGGGUGGAUUUUGUUUGUGAUCAUUCACAUUCCAUAAGAGUUCUGUCACAUGGCUGGUCGAACUCCCCGCUUCACAUCAAGACGGCCUCCCUCUAAGUCUCUCUUGAUUCUAGUCCUUUUUCUACUUAUCCCUGUCUGUGUCAUCACAAUCUUUACUCACGGACAGAAGAUUUCAUACUUUUUCCGGCCACUUUGGGAUGUUGCUCCAGCCCCUUUCAACCAUAUCCCUCAUUACUAUGCUGAGAACGUGUCAAUGUCCCAGCUCUGCACCCUCCAUGGCUGGUCUCUUCGUUCUGAACCUCGUCGAAUCUUUGAUGCUGUAAUCUUCAGUCAUGAGCUUGAUUUAUUAGAACUGAGAUGGCACGAACUCGACCCUUACAUCACUAAAUUCAUCAUUCUUGAGUCAAACACCACCUUCACUGGAAUUCCAAAACCUCUAUUCUUUACCCAAAACCUUGAGAGGUUCGAGUUUGCUGGGGAAAAGAUCGUUCACAAUGUCUUCUCUGGUCGAAGAGCCGCUCGUGGGGUUUAUGAAGAUCCAUUUGUUCUAGAAUCCGAGCAACGUGUAGCCAUGAACAGAUUAAUACGGCAUUCAGGGAUCUCUAUUGAUGACAUUCUUAUAAUGUCGGAUACAGAUGAAAUUCCAAGCCCCAACACAGUAAAACUGUUACAAUGGUGUGAUGGUAUACCGCCGGUGAUGCACCUGCAACUUAAACACUUCAUGUAUUCCUUUGAGUUCCCAGUGGAUUUCAGCAGUUGGCGUGCUACAGCUCAUGUAUACGAGCCUAGAACACGUUACCGUCAUUCUCGCCAGUCAGAUUACAUUCUCUCUGACGCAGGUUGGCACUGCAGUUUUUGCUUUCGCAGGCUUCAAGAUUUUGUAUUCAAGAUGACUGGGUAUAGUCAUGCAGAUCGCGUGCGGAAACAAGACUUCCUUAACUAUUCGAGAAUUCAGAAGAUUAUCUGCCAGGGGAAUGAUCUGUUCGACAUGUUACCAGAAGAGUACAGCUUCAAGGAGUUGAUUAAGAAGAUGGGUUCAAUUCCAAAGUCGGCUUCUGCUGUUCACCUCCCUGCUUACUUGUUGAAGAAUGCUGAUAAGUUCAAGUUCUUUCUCCCUGGAGGUUGUCUGCGGCCCGAGUAAAAAGCUAUAGGUUAGUUUACUAGUGUCCAUAUAGGAAAAGCUAAAAGCAGUGUAGUUUGUUACAAAUAUUGAUUUUUUAUAGAAUUGAAAUGAUAUGAUCAUGUUAGAAAUGUUUGGAGGUAGUAUACCUCUUGUAGAAUUCAGAGGCUGGAUUGCCCGGGUUUUGGUUUUGUAAUAUAGAUUUCGAGGUCUUAGGUUUAUGUGGAAAUCAUUUACUUGUUCUGAAUGCAAUAGUCUGUUGUUACUUGUUGCA